Orbicella faveolata is the source of this 1399-nucleotide messenger RNA. RefSeq lists its product as uncharacterized. The record is from RefSeq and is a predicted model, not a curated record. Gene Ontology annotation, biological process: extracellular matrix organization. Gene Ontology annotation, cellular component: extracellular region. Gene Ontology annotation, molecular function: extracellular matrix structural constituent conferring tensile strength; peptidase inhibitor activity. Lineage: Eukaryota; Metazoa; Cnidaria; Anthozoa; Scleractinia; Merulinidae.
UCACCACUGUUUCAAAGUAGACCCAUCAUUUCUCAUACAUCUGUACUAUGCUGCGAACUCUGCUCCUGUUUUGUUGUUCUUCAGGUAAAAGUCACUUUAGCUUUGCUUCAUUACAAACUUGAACUUGUCAAGAAACCGAAUGGGACCAAAGAAUUCCCAGCCAGAACAUGUAAGGAUCUUCUCAUGUGCUACCCUGGUCUACAAAGUGGUGAAUUCUGGGUUGAUCCAAAUGAGGGCAUAACGGAGGACGCUAUCAAAGUUUACUGUGAUUUCUCCUUCAACGCCACUUGUUUGUACUCGAGCAAAGAAAAUAAGCCAUUUGCAUCCAAAAGGAAGAAGUGGUAUUCAGGACCAGACGUUUAUAAAUGGCUCGGCGAAGAUCUCGGAAUGUUUCAGAAGAUUAAGUACGUGAAAUUUUCUAGUCAGCUCUCGUUCCUCCGUCUGCUGAGCGACCGCGCACGUCAGAACAUCACUUACCACUGCAGAGACUCCGUCGCUUGGUAUGAUGAACAGCUUAAUGACGUCACCAAGUCCAUAAGAAUCAAGACCAGUAAUGGAGUGAUCAUUGACUCUAGCUCGUCAAACAAGUUCAAGCCCAACGUCCUCACGGACAAUUGUCGAGUUAAAAAUGGCACAUGGCUCUAUACAAUCAUCCAAGUUGACACGUCCAAACCUAAUCGUCUUCCAGUUCUUGAUGUAGCUGCUUACGACAUCGGAGAUGAAAAAGAGGAGUUUGGACUUGAAAUUGGACCUGUUUGCUUUUACUAGUUUCUCUCUUAUACUAUGCUUCGUCUUUUUUCUUUUUCUUUUUUUGUUUAUCGAGCAAAAUUCGUGAACGUGUAAUAUACGUUUUAACUUAUUUUCUGAACUUAGUUAAUAGUAUUCACUUGGGGCAAACAGUUAACUAAUAUUGUUUCGCUUUUUCGUAGCUUAAAUAAAGGCUUAGUCACAUACUCUAUUCCAAUGUAACCUCUUUUGGGAUUUGUAUGAGUAUAUUGAUUCGAAUCCGCCUAAAUUCCUGCAUACAGCAUGAAGAUGCAGCUUUAAGUUAUUUUUACGGUAGCUGCAAAAUCCUACUGCGAAAUUCGUUCUGAUUUGACAUGCGCGACCUUUCCCGGGCGUCAUUGCUAAAGAUUAUGCUUUCCGCGCUUGAUAUCGGAGCUCUGGCGGCCCGAACCGCCAAGCGGAGUCCUAUACUCAUAGGGACCUGUGAAUCGCUUUCCUCGUGGUAAAAAUGGCUAGCGGCAUUACUCGUGGGCGUGUGCGCACGACGACGACGGCGACGUCGCGCAACAUGGUGGCCAUACUCUACCUAAUAGGUUGACCGGAGGGUUGACCGAGAUAUGCAGACUUGGGGUACUUAUCAUUUACAUGGGAAAACCGGAAAUUCCAGUUGGAA